GGUGGUCACACAAUUUUGUUUUUAAUGACAACAAUUAAAACAAAAAUACCCAGACAGUAAAUUUAUCAUUUGUUAAAUGAGAAAAUAAGAAACAUAGUGCCUGAUAAACAAAAGGCUUAAUAGAAAAUCUGAACACCUCUUUCCAAAACCUCUUUCCCGCCACAUUCUCUCCCUCCCUACCCACAUAAAACACAGUCAUUGUACAAGAAGCGGUUUGAUUCCCGUUUAGAGCUCUUUGCUGCCCCCAUGCGGUUGAUAUAAUUGACCUCGCAGCAGACGUUUCCGGGAUUCAGAGUCAGUCAGCGCAUCCGAAGGGAAUAAGAAACAUGUUAUAUUUUUUUUAAUUGUAAUAUGGUUUGAAAAAGUCAAGUAAGUAAUUAAUAACCAUAAUCGUCAUCGUUAUAUAACAUAUAAUUUCGGACAGACUUUUGGCGGGCAUUUUUAAAAAAAAUCAAAUUGGUCUGAGCAGCCAAUAGAAAUGUAGAAGUAAAGGGGCGUAUUUGCAUCGAGCCAAUCACAGGGAGGCGCUGCCUAUAAAUAGGAUGUUCGGCAGCCCCCAGACACCAUAACGUUUUAGUGCUUCUACGUUGUUGCAAUGGCCCGUACUAAACAGACCGCCCGCAAAUCCACAGGCGGGAAGGCUCCCCGCAAGCAGUUGGCCACCAAGGCAGCCAGGAAGAGCGCCCCGGCCACUGGCGGAGUCAAGAAACCCCAUCGUUACCGCCCAGGGACUGUGGCUCUCCGGGAAAUCCGCCGCUACCAGAAAUCCACUGAGUUGCUGAUCCGCAAACUGCCUUUCCAGCGUCUGGUCCGGGAGAUCGCCCAGGACUUCAAGACCGAUCUGAGGUUCCAGAGCUCAGCCGUUAUGGCUCUGCAGGAGGCCAGCGAGGCUUAUCUGGUGGGGCUCUUUGAGGACACCAACCUGUGCGCCAUCCACGCCAAGAGGGUCACCAUCAUGCCCAAGGAUAUCCAGCUGGCCCGCAGGAUCCGAGGGGAGAGGGCUUAGAUCCGAGGGGGUUUUAUUCACUGGGCACAAAGGCUCUUUUCAGAGCCACC
Xenopus tropicalis (tropical clawed frog) is the source of this 1056-nucleotide messenger RNA. RefSeq names its product histone H3. The coding region runs from base 596 to 1006 and encodes 136 amino acids. Lineage: Eukaryota; Metazoa; Chordata; Amphibia; Anura; Pipidae. The transcript has a single exon. The record is from RefSeq and is a predicted model, not a curated record.